AUGACAAUUCGGACCCAACAUCGUCGCAUCUCACCUCGAACUAAGCGUCGAUAUCGGGCCAUUAAAAACUUCUUUCGCAAGGCUAUAGGUACCCCGUCUCAGGCAAACACUUCCAAUAUCUCCGUGAGGGUGUCUGAGUUACAGAACACGAUCAUUGGAUUAGAAGAACAACUACACAAAGUCAGUAAACACUGUCGAGAUUUUUCAUGUCUAGAGCAGAAUAUUAGGAAAAAGUCACUAAAUCAAUCAGUUUGUCAAUGUUUACAAAAUGAGAGCAUCGAUCAUCCUGUAACAUCUGAUGGAAACAUAAGUCACGUGGAGACUCAGCUUAUUUAUAAGUCAUCAGAUCGAAAGUAUCAUAGAACAGAUGAGAGCAACACACUCAACACUCAGAGCCAAGAUGAUAAACACACGAUGUCGUCUUAUAAUCAGGGUCAAGCCCUGAAACCAAUUGAUACAAAUAAAAAGGAUGAUACAAAUACUUUUAUAGAACAUAACCGGAGACACCGUGAAAAGCGAAAACCACCAACAUCCAUUUAUUCUACUAGUAGUUUUCAUUCUUUGAUUGAGCCCAAGAAUAAACACUAUCAUAGGGCAGGCUGUUUAGAUAAUUACAAAGCGAAAGCUCCUCCCAUUGACCCCUUAACUGUUAGGGAAUGCAAAAGGGAUAAAAAUAAAAAAAAUUCAAAACUCCAAAAUAAAACACGCGGAAGCCAAGAAAAAGAUCAUAAAAGCAAACGAGAACAUGUUCAUCUGGACCAGGACUUCAUAACAGACAUCAUAAACAAACAAUACAGGCCUGUUAAGUUAUUUGGAAGACGGGACUCCGAUUUUAGUCAAUUUUCAGCACCUUUAUGUCGCGAUCAAGAGUUUAAAGUUCACGAUUACAUACAAGAGGACUGCGAGCUGUGCUCCUGCUGCUUUGAAGGACACAAACCAAGGCGACGCUGCCUCCGCGACACUGACUUUAGCGAUGCGAAAAGCAUAUGUGACACACGACUCUACAGUUCCAAAAGAAAUAGACGUUAUAAAUACAUGAGGGGAUGCGUAGAGGACUACAACAACGCGACUUACUAUGACGUUAUCCCCGUUAAAGAGAAACCAAGUCCGAAACCUCGAAGGAAAGUUGCUCGAGAUCCUAUUGCGCCAUAUGCAUAUAGUAAAGAAGUUCCACCGUCACCGAGAAGUCAUAAGCCACGUCUGAACUUAAAAGCACAAUAUCACUCAGGAAAUCUUGAAACUUAUGAUUAUGAAAACCGGCAUAGUCGCAGAAACUCCCCCACUCCUUCACAUCGUCGAGAGAUGAGAAAUGUCUAUGAGACGGAUGUUUCAUCAGAAUGUUGUCGACUUAAACGAUCGAAGGAAUAUAUGAGAAGUCCCAAACUACUGAAGCCGCAAGGAAUACAAGAAGACGUUGGAACAAUGAGUAGCUUACAAUAUAACAAUUUCGUUAAUGACCAAAAUACGUCCUGCAACGACACAACGGUAAAUACUCAAGUUACAAAUUCUGCAUCAGACAAAACUGACAAAGCGUUGAGUGAAAUUAAAGAUAUACUUCAAAACUUUCUGCUAGAAAUAAAGAAAGAAUCAGCUCAUGUUAGGAAUUCAGAUGUUUCCAAUAAAGUUGACGAAAGUUUCAACCGUCCCGACGACAAUCACAAAAUAAACUCUACUGAUCCAAACAGCGGGCACAGUUUCAAUAACUACAACACGGGACAAUGUACUGUUCCGCCCUUUGUACCCGCUUUUACAAAUCCAUGUUGCUAUCAAAUGAUGCCUCUCUGUCCUAUGAACUGCUUACAAAACGGAUACGUUCUGCCCAACCCUAGUUUCACAUGCAAUGUGUGUUCUAAAAACUCAAAACCAACUUGUAGUGAGAAAGACAUUGGUAAUAGACAAAACAAGUCGGAGGGCGUUACCUCAAGUUCUGAGACCCAACAACUUAUUAAGGAGAUAUACAAGUAUGUUUCACAAAACACGAAAUCACCUCGCAAUACAGAGCACUCCAAUGACAGAAGUAAUUCAAAAGCUGAUUGUCAAACAUUUGAAAAGAAAAUCUUAACAUCUAGAAGUGUGGGUGGAAGAUCUGUAGCCUCCCAUCACGACGCUAACGUAGGAACUCCUAACCUUAAGUGCUAUUCUAAAAGUUGCGAAGCGAUUGGAUGUAAAAUGAAUUCAGAUUCAUACAAUACUACUUCAGCGAGCUAUUCAGAUACAAUAUUAGAAAAACUAAGCUUAGAAGAAUCCGAUUCUUCCUCGGAGUCAGAUGAAAGUAGCGAUAUUCCGAGGCGCAAGGGUAAAAAAAGUAAACUUAGAAAAGUUUUUCAAUCGUUCAAACUAUUUAAGAAAAAACACAAAAAGGAUAUAAUCCAAGAGGAAAGUGAAACUGAAAGUAAGGAGGAAGAGGAAACCAAGCCACGGUCUCCUUACAGGCAGCACAUCACUAAUUACGCGAUGCACGGCCAAGAGUUUUUCCAUCCGCCUCCUAUGCCACAGCAACAUUGCUGUUCGCCUCAUCUUCACGAAGUUCCUUGCGCAGAAAGAUUCGACCCUACGUGUAACCCAUACAUGCAUCCUUCCGACAUUUAUAAUCAUCAAAGACACCACCAUACGAUUCCGCCCUGUUACCCUCAAUAUCCUACACCACAACAACCCAAAUGUGGCUCUCAUUGUAAUUACGCACCUCAAUCACAACCGCAAGUGCCGUUAUGUCUUAAAGAAGUCGAAGUUAAAAGUAUUGGAACCCAAAGUUUCAAAAGAAUAUCUUUCUUAGAGAAGCUCACGGCCAAGACUCAACCACCACCACAAUUAACGCCUCAACCGAUUAUAGCCCCACAGAAAGAGAAACCUAACUUCUGGAAAACUUUGCAAGAGAAAGCAAAACAAAACAAUCCCGAUCCUAUGGAGUUCUCUCUGAAAACUCAGAAACAACUUGCUCAAGGAGACUAUAAACUGCGCAAUACUCCAUCUCAGACUGAAGUAAAAGUGAUAUCGUGUAUUCCAAUAGAUGUUACAGAUUUACAAGAAAAGAUUAUUAGUUUAGAGAGACAGCUUCACGAGGCUAAAAAACAAAUCCAGGAGGAUGAACCAGUACCCGAGUCUGAAACCGAUAACGGAAAUGAAAUGGGUACGGAUAAAAAUGAGAAGAAUUCUGAUAACAAACAGAUUAAGGGCGACAAACAAGGACCUUCCACAGUUGUAAAUACUGCUUUUGUUAGUCAAUCAAGUACAGUAUCUUAUCUCAACAAAAAACCAGCUGGCAAAAUGAUGCAACAAAUUUUUGGAUACUGCGAAGAUCCAAGUUUGCGACAAGAAAAUCCUAUCGGCUGUUUAGAACCUGCACCAAACUCACAAGCUUGUGGAACUCAAGACAACCACAGUGAAGAAGUUGAAGAUACAAACAUAAAUACAAAGAGUGAUGCUUAUAAGAAAAUUUUUCAGCGCCGCAAAAAGAAACAAGUUUUGAGAAGCAACAGUAAUGUCAAAACUCAGUUUAUAUAUUACGCUCAGGGAAGUCCUGAAAAUCCUUUUCAUUUACAGGAUAAUAUACUGAUCAACAACGAUAAUAUGGACCCAAUAAAUCAAUUGAGUAAGUCAUACUUAAACAGCGUUCUUCGCAGACAAUAUGAUCCGAAAUUUGCUUUAGAGGAAUUCUCUGAUACCAGUCAGUUUUCAAAACCCUUCUGCAGAGAUGUGAAAGUAAAAAAUAAACUAAAUCAUCCAUAUCUCUACGAAUCAGAUGAGUGCUCGUGCUGUCGGGGAAAAUUUCAAAAUUUAGACAAAUUUAUAACAAAUUAUUUGACUUUUGACGCUCUAAAUACGAGUCCAUUUAAUCAAAGUCAUAACGACAAAACUUAUUAUGAUUCCAAUUUUUAUGACGUAGUACCAGUAAAGGACGAUGGUAAUAUAAAUAAAAAAACCGAUGUAUUACAUAAAAAGGAAUAUAAAAGGCGUCCCGAUACAAAAUGUUGGCCGGAGAAACAUCGCAAUAAAUGCAGAUAUCACCCUUUCAUUGUCAAAAGUUACAAAGAGAAUCUAGCGAAAGCGAUAAGUCACAGAAGAGAUGUUGACGAAGUCCGUGUGAAACGAGACCGAGCUAAGAAAAGAGAAAAACGCGCCAGUUGUCAAUGUUCAAGAAAUGGUUGUAUUGAAUGUAGUAAUGUUUAUACAAAACCGGAAAAUACCAAAAAUAUUAAGAUGCGAAAGUCUCAACCUGUAAGAAAAAUUUUGCUAAUAGACGAAAAAGUGGAAACCGAUAUAAAUAUAUUACUGAAAUGUAACAAUCAAAGCACUCAGUCGAAAGUUCUGCCUCUUGAAGAAGACAGAACGGAAUCAACACUGAAUCAAAUAAAAACGAUACUGCAAUCGGUUUUAGAAGAAGUCAAAACAAACAGCAACGUGAGCACUGUUCAGGAAAUAUCUAAAAAAGAUGCUAUCAUUCAGAAGGAAUCGUCUCAGAACAACUUGGAUAACUCUGCUAUUUUUAAUGACUUCACUACCAAAAAUUCUUGCAACGCUAAUUUAUACUUACCUUCGUGUUCACGGCAAAUGUCUCAAAGUCCGUAUUAUUUCCCUAGCGUCCCCUAUCAACAAACGAAAUGUCUACAAAACUUCCCAGUUUUCAUUCACCCAGCGUCGAGAAAACCUAUGUGCGGUUGUUACUACAGACAGAGCUCACACAAAACGUCUCAUCACAAGCAAGCCAUUACAACUACAGCUACAAACACCGAGAAGAAAAAUACUCCAAAAUCAUGUAGUAACGAAACUGAAAAACUCAUUAAGGAAAUUUAUAAGUCUGUGACUUUGAACAUGGACUAUCCAAUAAAAGAAAAUUCGAUAAGUGACUACGAAGAUCUCAAACCGAUCACAGUUGAUUCACUUCAAGAACGUAUCGAAGAAAAGAAUACCAACAAAGAAGAUGCCCCGCCUCGACGAGAUAUGGAAGUGGAAGCGCUGCUAUCACCACUGAUAUCAAACACAAAUGAGAGGAAAUAUGUAUACACGGCAACAAGUACGCAGUUCCAAAAUGAAAGAAUCGGCAGCAACUUGAGUGUAAGUUACACAACGGCGAGACAUGACAACCGUAACGGUACGGACGAUCACGGAGCUAUGAAGCAAAGCCACGCCACCCUCGACUACGAGGAAGAUGAAAGUGAUGAGUACAGCGAUGACACAGAGACUGAUGAGACUAUAGUUCCCAGUGGGAACAAACAGAACAAAUCGGAGAAAAGGGGCUUCAUACAGAGAAUGUUUAAUUCUGUCAAAUUAUUCAAAAAACGAAAAAAUGCUCAAACAAACGUCAGUCAAGUAGAGGUUACAGGAAACAGCGAUUCUGACGAAACACAAACAGUGUGCAGCGUCAGAACUAAAGGUAGGAAGAGGAACAUGGUUCAAAUGACGAGAGAACAGUACUCCAAACACGGGGGACCGAUAGGCCAGAAAUAUAGUCGACGCCGAGCGCCGUACUUGGAACAAGAGUAUAGAAGACAGUGGAAUGAAGAUCUCAUGUUCUACGAGCCACCUGAACGAUACCCAGCCGCCGAACACUACUCCAAGCCCUUCGCCUCGCAAGCACGUCCGAGCCCGGUGUUUUGGAGAAAUUAUGAAGCUAGAACAGCUCUCGUCGAUCAUGAUAUACAAAAUGUCAAUCAGAAGAUUGAGCAAGGGACGUCCUCGCCGACCUGCCAGGAGAGGGAAGACGACAAGACAAGCAAACUGGACUGGAUCAAACGACACAAGCUCGGCCUGCGCUGCGGAGAACAGUGGAAGAAGUUCAUCCUGGAAAAUUAA
Danaus chrysippus (African queen) is the source of this 5790-nucleotide messenger RNA. Lineage: Eukaryota; Metazoa; Arthropoda; Insecta; Lepidoptera; Nymphalidae. The record is from the annotation of a GenBank genome assembly.